GCACACUGAUCAUCAGUGCCCUGAUGAUCAGUUAGCACUGAUGAUCAGUGCCCUGCAGUGCCACCCAGCAGUGCCACCUACCAUUGCCCAGCAGUGCCACCCACCAGUGCCCAGCAGUGCCGCCAUUCAAUGCCGCCAGUCAGUGCCACCUGUCAAUGUCGUCGUCCAUUAGUGCCACCUAUCAGUGACCUUAAUUUCUGCAUAUCAGUGCAGCAUCAUCAGUUCCUUCUCAUCAAUGCCAACCAGUGCCGCCUCAUCAGUGCAGCCUAUCCAUGCCAUCUCAUCAGUGCCCAUCAGUGCUGCCUAUCAGUGCAGCCUCAUCAACGCACAUCAGUG
This is a messenger RNA of Staurois parvus, 336 nucleotides long. The record is from the annotation of a GenBank genome assembly. Lineage: Eukaryota; Metazoa; Chordata; Amphibia; Anura; Ranidae.